AUGUUCAACGGAAGGUGGAACAGAGUGCAGACUGAUACAGUUGAUCAGCUCGAAAAUGUGCUUGGCAUUUCUAAAAACCCGAAAUUGGUGAAAGAAUCAAUGAGAGAAUCGUUAGAAGAAUACUUGAAGGCUAAGUUGACUACGAUCAUUCAUCAAGAUGGUGUUGAUUUUGGAAUAACAAGGCGAUACAUUUUUGAAAAUGAUGAGGAUGAAGUUGAAGAGCAAAUUACUGAUUUCAAAUUUGGGGAAAAUAAACUGACAAUCAACGAGCGUUCAAUUUCUGGCUCUUUCACACCUUGCAUCAACGGACUGCAAAUAAACGGCAACGAAGGCCCUCUAAAAGUCACCUACAAAAUUCAAGAAGGCAAACUAAUCGAGAUCCUGACCGGCAACGGCUUCAACUUCAAACAAAUCUCCGAGGAAGAGCCGAAAGAUUUCACUCUGUUUAUGCACCGCUAA
This is a messenger RNA of Oikopleura dioica, 459 nucleotides long. The record is from the annotation of a GenBank genome assembly. NCBI's taxonomy places the organism in Eukaryota, Metazoa, Chordata, Appendicularia, Copelata, Oikopleuridae.